Paramuricea clavata is the source of this 6315-nucleotide messenger RNA. NCBI's taxonomy places the organism in Eukaryota, Metazoa, Cnidaria, Anthozoa, Malacalcyonacea, Plexauridae. The record is from the annotation of a GenBank genome assembly.
AUGUCUUUAAAAAACAAAGUUAUUUUAGUGUGGGUUAUUUAUUUGUCAUACAAAAUCAUUGUGACUGGUUGUGAAGUGGUUUUGGUCAAUAGAAAUGUUAGAGACAGCUUUCGUGUUGGGAAGGAUGGUUGUACGAAUGAUGAAAGUGUUUGUACAAGUUCAGCAACAUGUGAGUCCGAUGGCUUGUGUUUGUGUAGUGCUGGUAAACCUAAUUUUAGAAAUCCUGCAACAAGAGCUGGUGAUGAUAAAAAUUAUGGCUGUCUUGACAAUGAGAGUAUCCGCACUGGCCUGGUUGGUGAGUGCCUUGUAAUUCAUUUCAACUUAACAUCUGAAUGUGCCACCUGUGGUGACACCAACUAUAAUUGAAUUAUUAAGUUUCCAUUAUUAAAGAGUUCGCUGAAGAUUAUUAUAUACAUAAUGACAUAAAGUUUGCACUAGGCUUUAUAGUUGGCGUUUGUGACAAAUCUAUGUGACACGAUGAUUCACAAUAAUAUCUACAGACAAUACACGUGUUUAUUCUGAAAUACGCCAAUCUUGCCGUAAUUUCUACCUAGGUUAUAAAAACGUUUCCGCUGACGAUGUUUUGAGCGAUGUUCCUGCACAUUUGCUUAAUUUACAUAAAAAAUAAAACAAUCUCAAUUUGAAUACAAUCACAACACCAAUUCCAUGCCAUCCUAACAUGCACUAUACAAAUUCUGAUCCUUGUAGUGGUAUCCCGAAAGACACUUUUGCCGAAAGACACUUUUGCCGAAAGACACUUUGCCGAAAGACAUUUUGCCGAAAGACAUUUUGCCGAAAGACACUUUGCCGAAAGACACUUUGCCGAAAGACACUUUGCCGAAAGACAUUUUGCCGAAAGACACUUUGCCGAAAGACAUUUUGCCGAAAGACACUUUGUCUUUGCCGAAAGACACUUUGCCGAAAGACAUUUUGCCGAAAGACAUUUUGCCGAAAGACACUUUGCCGAACGGACAUUUUGCCGAAAGACACUUUGCCGAAAGACAUUUUGCCGAAAGACACUUUGCCGAAAGACAUUUUGCCGAAAGACACUUUGCCGAACGGACAUUUUGCCGACGGACGUUUUGCCGAACGGACGUUUUGCCGAACGGACAUUUUGCCGAACGGACUGUUUGACGAACGGACAGUUUACCGAAAGGAAAAUUUGCCGAAAAUAGAGAUGUUAUUUCGUCAAAAUUUUUGAGACUGUGACUCAUUUCUCAACUGUGUAAUUCUCAACCAUUGUGUAAAAUGACCAUUAUGUGGUCAUUAGCAAUGCAUAAUGGUCGUUAGCAGUGCAUAAUCACAUUGACUAUUGGUAGCUUUUUGUGCAGCGGAUGACUCGAUCAUCUGUUAGGAACGUGUUUUGACGAUAUAAAGACAACUACGUAGGUGAAUUUCACUUCGACAAUCAUGGAAUACAUUCACAGUUCUCGGGAAAAUUCCUAUAAAUUUGUCAAAAACUCGAAAGAAUAUAAAACGAAACUAUACUUCACUAUCAAAGUUUCUGUCAUCAAAAUCGACAAUGACUUUAAUCACAGAAACUUUGACCUUUAAGGUUCAGAAGAUAUCUCUAUUUUCGGCAAGCUUUCCGUUCGUCAAAACUGUCCGUUCGGCAAAAUGUCCAUUCGGCAAAAUGUAGUCCAUUCGGCAAAAUGUCCAUUCGGCAAAAUGUCCGUUCGGCAAAACGUCCGUUAGGCAAAACGUCCGUUAGGCAAAACGUCCGUCGGCAAAAUGUCCGUUCGGCAAAAUGUCUUUCGGCAAAGUGUCUUACGGCAAAAUGGCCGGCCACCCCUUGUAGUAGCAUGUCAUGCUCGUAUAGAGAUAGAUUUACGUGAAAGACAACUUGCAAAUCGUAUAGGUCUAACAUACUGCCAUAAUAAACGAAACGAAUGAGUGACUUGUCAAUUUUGCAAAAUUUCCUUACUUUGACCUACUCAAAAAGUGAAUCUUAUUUUAAAUUUUAUUUGAAUAUAGGAGGAUCCAAAAACUGCACAUUAGGCCCUUUUCAACUUGUAUCCUACAACCAGAACAAACUAUCCAAUAAAUUCAGUGGCUCUGACAAUCAAAGACAAAGGAUGGAGAGUUGUUACUUGUUGUAUCUCCCACAGGCAAAGUUUCCAAACAACACCAAAGAAAUAGAGCUGCAACAGUUUGAUAAAUCUGAUGUUGCUUUGAACGUCUUUAAUAACGAACUGUAUUUCAAAGUACGUAAAUGUAUUCAUUCAUAUUUCUCUUUAGCUAUGUGUAAAAUUAGUUUGUUUUUCCAUUUCUAGUGGAAAAGAUCAGUUCGAAAUUUGCAUGGAACGAUAAUCACAUUCAGUCUCAGUUGCGCGGUAAAGACCAAGAAUGCACAAAGAGCGACUCACCAAAUAACAUGCCUGCGAGCAAAGGUUCUUGGAACAUGGUCUGCAGGUAACUGUUAGAAAAAUAAAACUUCAAAACACAAUACUGAAGACUUUGCAUUAAAAUCCUUCCAACCCGCAUGCGUAAUGAAGUUAAAUAGUAUCGUAUAGUUUGAAUGGCGAGCUUAUAUAUUAAACAAGAAGUUUCGGUACAUAACUAAAAGUCUUUAAAGAAACAAGUUCCAACUGAAAGAACCAACUGAGCCGACAGUAACCUCCAACCAACUUGCGUAUAUCAAUCAUUCUAAAUUAUCAUACAUAUACAUAACUAUAUAAAAUGCUUCACCUUCGUCUAGAUGCUGUUUCUGAGUCAACGAAAGUCUCUGUAUCAACUAAGCCAACAAUAACCUCCACCAAACCUAGAUCUUCACAGAUAACAACAAAAUCAACUUCGUCUGUACCAAGUGAGCCAACAAAGAUCUCUACACCAACUGAGCCAAGAAUAACCUCCAGCCAAUCUAAAUCUUCACAGAUAACAACAAAAUCAACUUCAUCUGUACCAAGUGAGCUAACAAAGACCUCUGCACCAGCUGAGACCUCCGCACCAGCUGAGCCAACAAAGACCUCGACACUAGCUGAGCCAAGAGUAACCUCCACAAUGCAUAAAUCUUCACAGAUAACAACAAAACCAACUUCGUCUGCACAAACUGAGACAACAAAGACUUCUGUACCAACUGAGGCAACAGUAGCCUCCAGCAAACCUAAAUCUUCACAGAUAAUACCAAAAUCAACUUCGUUUGCAUCAACUGAGUCAACAAAAUCUAAAUCUUCACAGAUAGCAACAAAACCAACUUCGUCUGCACUAACUGGGCCACAAAAUGACACUAUACCAACAGACGCAAGAGUAACCUCCAUCCAUCCUAAAUCGUCACAGAUAAGAACAAAAUCAACUUCGUUUGUAGCAGUCACAACAGCAGAACCAAGUAUGUUUUAUAGGCAACUUCUUUGUUUCUUUUGUGUCUUCGUCUUUAUAUAUAUAUAAUUAGUGGGAAAUUCUUUAAAUGCUCCAUUUUAUCUAUAGACACCGACUCUACGCCAAUUGAGGUCUCUUCACCAACUGAGCCAACAGAGGUCUCUACACCAACUGAACCAAUAGAGGUCCUUACGCCAACUGAGGUCUCUUCACCAACUGAGCCAACUGAGGUCUCUACACCAACUGAACCAACAGAGGUCCUUACGCCAACUGAGGUCUCUUCACCAACUGAUCCGACAGAGAUUUCCACACUAACUCAACCAAAAGUAAUCUCUCUAUCAACUGAGCCAACACAAGUCUCUACACCAUCAGAGGCAACAGUAACCUCCGGCCAACCUAAAUCUUCACAGAUAAAAACAAAAUCAACUUCAUCUGUACCAGUGACAACAGCAGAACCAAGUAUGUUUUAUAAAUAAUUUCUUUGAAUUAAUGUCUUUAUUUUUACUCAUGCCCUUUUCUCUGCAGUAGACCAUGCUGUAGCUCGCCGCCAAAAGGGGUUAAGCGGUUAGGAAUUAAAUAAUAGAUAUCCAGCUCUCCAUGUACAUCUAAAACUGAAAAAUUCAUGGUAAAUUGUUCUUCCUAGGAACAAAUCCCACCGGCUCAACACCUGUUAUAACUAAAGCGUCUCCAACUGGAACCAUGUCGCCUACCAUUUCAACUCGUUCCAGUGAAGUAUCGAGCAGUGAUGGUGAAUCCAGUGGAAUAGCUAUUGCUAUAGCUGUUGUGGUAGCCAUAAUACUGUUGAUAGUGUUGGUUGUCAUUAUCUGGUGCUUGUGUAAACACAAGAAAAGAUAUAGGUAAGCUUUUUAAAGACAUCGAUGAAUUAAGUUUCGUGUCUAUUUGGGUUUAGUAUCAUGUAAUGUGUCAAGGCCUUUUUUAAGAAUUUGUCAGUGGGGGGCAUUUACAAAAAGGGACCAUUCUAUACUGAGUAUAGAGAGAUGACAGAUGGUUGUUGGUAACAAAAAGUUUCGUGUGGUGUCGCAUGUAAUAGUAAUAGUAGGUGGGUCUGGGGCCAUUUCCCCUAGAAAAUAGUUGUAUUUUCCCACUUCCAGGACUGCAUUUUGUGCGUUUUCUCAAACAGAUUUUUGGAUAUACAGCGUUACACUAUUCCGUAGACAGACCGAACCUUCAGUUAAGUACUUCCGUCGUAUGUUCAUGUAAAUACCGCAACUCGGUCAUUAAUUUGUUUUGCCUAGCCUUCCAACAACUCAGAUCUAUAGGGUCUGGGAUAUGCUACCCACUGGGAAGGUAUCUACAACACAAUGUAUAGCAUUUUUAAAAGACAUUGAAUCAUCUGAAGAUAAAAGACAGGAUAUGAGAUUCACAAAGCAAGGUUCAGUUACUAGAAUAUCAAACCUCUCUUCUAAAUUCCAUUUUUCUUCCAAUGUUUUGCUCAUAUUUUAGAGAAAAGGGACCUUGACUAGAGGGGGGAUGAUUGACUGUGGGGAGGCACCAUGGGGGAGGGAGGGCUUUGGCCCAAUUAUAGAGUGAAAAAAGGCCCUGCAAUGUGUGACAUAUAUAAUAUCGACAAAAUUGAAUCAGUAUCUCUCAUUAAAUUUGAAGUAAUUGCAGUUUUGAUGUUUUCCUCAACUAAUGGACCAAUAAAAAGCUUCGCAUAGUUUUUCAUGAGAAUGACGUCACCAGAAAAUGUCACACCUCAUGUACUUUGAUAUUUUUACAACAGCCUAAGAAGGAAUUCACGUCGCAGACGUUCCUGCAAAGAGGACGGUAUGUAUAAUUAUGUAUACUAUUAUUUCUAUUAACCAUUUAAUCACUUUAAGAUUGUUCACAUUGCAGAACAUGUACUACCUUUGUAACAUCUAACCACGCUUAACUCAGCAGUGGGUUCUGUACAACAUCAGAUCACUUUAAUAAUGGAAUAGCAUACAUUCAAGAGCAUAUACUACUUCUGCAUGAUCUAAUACUGUUUGACUCAGCAGUGAGUUACGUACAAUAUCAGGUCACGGUGCGUGUUAUUUUCUCAAUUCAGGUUCCAUGAGGAUGAAGCUGUUCAGUUACACAGAGAGUAAUCUGCACGGCCCAGACGAUCAUGCUUAUGCAAUGCCAAAUGUUGUACAAGCAAAUGACCCUGGUUAUGAAACGCCAGAUAGCCAGAGUGUGGUUGUAGAAGCUAACCCUGCUUAUGAAACGCCAGAUAGCCAGAGUGUCGUUGUAGAAGCUAACCCUGCUUAUGAAACGCCAGAUAGCCAGAGUGUGGUUGUAGAAGCUAACCCUGCUUAUGAAACGCCAGAUAGCCAGAGUGUGACUGUAGAAGCCUACCCUGCUUAUGAAACGCCAGAUAGCCAGAGUGUCGUUGUACAAGCUAACCCUGCCUAUGAAACGCCAGAUAGCCAGAGUGUGGUUGUAGAAGUUAACCCUGCUUAUGAAACGCCAGAUAGCCAGAGUGUGGUUGUAGAAGCUAACCCUGCUAAUGAAACGCCAGAUAGCCAGAGUGUGAUUGUAGAAGCAAACCCUGCUUAUGAAACGUCAGAUAGCCAGAGUGUGACUGUAGAAGCCUACCCUGCUUAUGAAACGCCAGAUAGCCAGAGUGUCGUUGUACAAGCUAACCCUGCCUAUGAAACGCCAGAUAGCCAGAGUGUGGUUGUAGAAGUUAACCCUGCUUAUGAAACGCCAGAUAGCCAGAGUGUGGUUGUAGAAGCUAACCCUGCUAAUGAAACGCCAGAUAGCCAGAGUGUGAUUGUAGAAGCAAACCCUGCUUAUGAAACGCCCGAUAGCCAGAGUGUGAUUGUAGAAGCUAACCCUGCUUAUGAAACGCCAGAUAGCCAGAGUGUGAUUGUAGAAGCUAACUCUGCUUAUAAAACACCAGAUAGCCAGAGUGUGGUUGUAGAAGCUAACCCUGCUUAUGAAACGCCAGAUAGCCAGAGUGUGAUUGUUGAAGCUAACCCUGCUUAUGAAACACCAGAUAGCCAGAGUGUGAUU